Pogona vitticeps (central bearded dragon) is the source of this 817-nucleotide messenger RNA. The record is from RefSeq and is a predicted model, not a curated record. NCBI's taxonomy places the organism in Eukaryota, Metazoa, Chordata, Lepidosauria, Squamata, Agamidae.
AUAAGUUUGUGAGUUGCCUUUGGUGCUUGGCACGGAGAAGAACAAGGAAGUGGCGGUGAAGAAACCUUGCUCAUUUCAAAAGCAGGAAGAGCGAGAGAGCCGAGAAGGGGCUUCCAGGCCAUUGCUUCCACCCAGGAAUCGAGAUUCGGAGAUAACUACCUCUCUAGAAAACUCGCUUGUGAAUGUCCCCAGACAAGAGAUUUUUGAACCGGAACCAUCCUCUCCAGAAAACGGUUACUCGUUUGGCUUGACCAAAAUAAGUCAGCAGUAUUGUUGAGAACACGCUUAGAAAAUGGGAUCUUCGGGCAAAGAUUUUGGCCAAGAGCUAAGUGAUCAGAUCAACGACGUUCUGAGCCGGCUGGAAAGCAAAGAGAUGUUCCAGUCCACCUGGGACAUCGUAGCCUUUGCUAUUUUUUUUACCUUCAUAGGCGUGAUCCUCUUGUUGGCCUUCCUCGUUCUGAUCCGCUGCUUUUGCUGCUGCUGCGAGUGCGACUCUCCCAGAUCCUACAACAAGAUCCCCAGGAAAAAAGUUGGCAUCGAUAACAUGGGCCUGGAGCCUUAAGUCUUGCUGAAACGGAGGAACGUGGCUCCCCAGCGUUGGCGCUCGCUGGUUUUUUCUCUGCUGAAAUUAAUUGUAAACUCAGCCUCUCCCAGAAAAGGGUGCAGAGGACUGGGGGGGGGGCUCCAUGAGCUGACACGCUUGAUAUAUUUUCUCAUCCUGCUGUAUUAAUAGAGCUGCCAUCGCUGUGAAUCUUUGUUUCUUAUGGGAAUGGCUAUUUAUGCUGAAUAAAACCACUUGAUUUCAACAGGAACACAA